Messenger RNA from Hippocampus comes (tiger tail seahorse), 2032 nucleotides. RefSeq lists its product as uncharacterized. Gene Ontology annotation, biological process: interleukin-15-mediated signaling pathway; T cell activation; positive regulation of ERK1 and ERK2 cascade. The coding region runs from base 13 to 1584 and encodes 523 amino acids. The transcript has 11 exons. The record is from RefSeq and is a predicted model, not a curated record. Gene Ontology annotation, molecular function: protein tyrosine kinase binding; MHC class II protein binding. NCBI's taxonomy places the organism in Eukaryota, Metazoa, Chordata, Actinopteri, Syngnathiformes, Syngnathidae. Gene Ontology annotation, cellular component: external side of plasma membrane; membrane raft.
ACAAGUGACUUCAUGUGGGAAUGUCUUCAUGUCACACUUUACCACUUCCUGUCUGUUGCAAUCUCGCUUUGGGAACAACCAAGAUGUUCGUUUUCAACAAGUCACCAUAAAGAGAAAAUAACGACAUGUACUGAAAGCUCAACUUGCUCACUGAAGAUGAACAUCCAGGAAUUGUCAUUUUUCUGCUUCACUUUGAAGACCACAGAAGUCUUGCCCAGUGCUGGGGAAGUGGCCAUUCUGCCCUGUAAGCGGUCAACCUGCUCCGGAGUAGGCUGGUUGUACACUCGGGACGCCAUAAGGAUUGCAACCGAGGUGAAAGCCCGCCAAGUUCUGAGCGGCUCGCCCAGAACUCAUCGCCUCAGCCUGACGGACGGCUGCUCGCUGCUCAUUGACUGGGUGAUGGCGGAAGACGCUGGAACUCCUCAAUGGGAGACGCUCCCAGGCAGGAGAUGUAGAUGGCGGGCAGGAGGCCUCCGCUGGUUGGAUGAGCAAGGCAAGUCACCACAAAGGGGAAAUAAUGACAUGGACAAAAGCUCAACUUGCUCACUGAAGAUGACCACGCAGGAAUUAAUUCUUAUUUUUCUACUUCACUUUGAAGUUGUCAGCGGCGAGAGCGCAGAAGUCUUUGCCAGGGCCGGGGAUGUGGCCAUCCUUCCCUGCAAGAAUUCGGCCUGCGACCGCAUAGACUGGUUGUAUAGUCGGGACCAGAGUGGAUUGGUACGUGAGGUGAGAGAUGGCCAAGUGGUGACCAGCUCGGCCAGAAGUCAGCGCCUCAACCUGACGGAGGACUGCUCGCUGCUCAUUCACAAGGUGGUGGCGGAAGACGGCGGUUUCUUUGUGUGCAAAUCCGAUGGACAGAAGGAACGCAUCCUUGUGCUGAUGGUGAUGACAUUGACGCCGUCGUCUUCUCCAAUGGGAGACCAUCACGUGGUUCUAGAGUGUUCCCUGACCUGCUGGCCAGACAAGGCCUGUAGAUGCCUGGAAGGAGGCCUCCGCUGGUUGGACGAGCAAGGCAAGGCGCUUUCCCCGCUUCGUACUGAGCAGACCAACUGCGUCUCCUUCCUCAAAGUGAUUCCCGUCAGCUACGAAAAGAAAUACACAUGCCAGUAUGUGAAGAGUGGCGACGUGGAGGUCCAGGCCCAAUACACAGCCGCCUUGACGAAAGGGAACACAAGAGGUCCUGAAAGUCCUGGAGCGCCACCACCUGACCGCAACUUCUUCAUCAUCAUCGGCGCGGCGGGCGGCGGCAUCUUGAUACUGAUCAUCGUUGUUGUGGCCAUCAUCCUCGUUAAAAUAAAGUCAAGAAAAAACGCAGGACAUGAUGACUCCAAACAUGAAGAAAACAACGUGACCUACGCCAGCGUCAGUUAUGACCACAACACAGAAAUCACUAAGCACCAGGAUGGGUCCCCAGAAGAAACUGAGAGCGGCGUGACAUACGCUACUGUGAACCUGAAGAAGAAGAAGAAAAAGGAGGAGGAGAACGGAAAAAAACAGGUGGCUGAAGAGGGAGAGGAGGUGGUGACCUACGCCGCCGUCAGGACACCGGCCAGGAUCCCGCCUCAGCAAGAUGGCAGCCAGUGAAAAGACAAUCAACAGGAAAGGACAUGAAGGUGUCAUGUCAACAAAGUUAAGGAGCGCCAGCCUUAUCGACACACAAACACCAACACGCGCAGAAACACACAGUUUGCGGCUGUCAUCGAGUUGGAAAGACGACUCAUUUGAAUAUUUAUUCUGCGUUUGUCUGCUCAAACUCGUUAUUCUUCAAAUAAUGGUGACUUUUCAUACAACUAAAUCCCUGGCAGAGGAAACAUGUUUAAUGUUUAACACUGAAAAAAUACCGCAAGUGAUCUUUGAACCGCAUGCGAUUGGCUUUAUGGACUUUUGAUUCCAUGACAAAUCAAAGAAAUAAGCAGCCAGUCAAAGUCGUAGGAAAGUAAGUGCGAGUGAAAAGACGAUCAUUUCAAAUAGCACUGAGACCGUGGGAAGGAAAUGAAGAUGCUUGCUUUACAUGAAUGGAAAUUAAGUUAAG